GUCAAGAUUGACAUUACCUUGGUCCAAUAGCGUACCAGUUUUUCUUUUACGUCACCAACUUACGUCACAGUCCCUCUACAUUUUCACCAAUCAAAGCUCAGAAGGUGUGUACCUGUUUGUAUUUAUUCCCGGACACGGCUGACUCAGAGAGUCAUCUCCUGUCGUCGUUCAAGGUGCCGUCUACCCGUCACCAGCCUUCUUCACACCCCUGCGUUCUUGGAACUACGACGUUCUCUUUAACUGCUCGACAGGACUGAGAUGUUACAGUUUAGGUUUACCACACUGCUUAAGGAGUUGUCUGAAGUCACACUCAAGCGUCCGUUGGCUGAUUGUAGACAGAGGAGCUGGUUACUGAGUCGCCAGCGCCGUUUCUGCGCCGCCUCGGUUGAUGCUAGGGCUGUGUGCACUCACCUUAAGGCCCUCCAUGCCGCUGCUCACCGGCCGGCGCUCCGCACCGCGCCCUGCUUCUUAUCAACACGAUCAUUUUGUACAAAAACAGAAGGCGUCGUCGAACAGGAGGAGCAACUGAAGAAAGAUGAAGGUGUCAACCUGGCGACCGGUGAAAAAAGGAGAAACGCCGGCAUCCUCCCAAGUCUGGAGGACCUGUUGUUUUACACGGUGGCUGAAGGUCAAGAAACAACCAUUCCUUCUCAUAAAUUCCUCACAGCACUUAAAGCCACGGGGCUUCGCAGCGGAGAUCCUCGUCUGAAGGAAUGCAUGGAAACACUGAAAGAAACCUUGAAUAACACUGAAGACGGUGUGACCCUGGACAGACACCUCUUCAAGAAGUGCGUCCAGAGCAACAUUGUCCUGCUGACCCAGGCGUUCCGCAAGAAGUUUGUCAUCCCAGACUUCGAGUCUUUCACCUCCCACAUCGACCAGUUGUACGAGAGCGCCAAGGACCUCUCUGAAGGACAGGUUGCAGACUACAUUCCUCAACUGGCCAAGUUCAGUCCUGACUUGUGGGGCGUCGCUCUGUGCACAGUGGAUGGACAAAGACACACGGUGGGAGACACCAAGGUCCCGUUCUGCCUGCAGUCGUGCGUCAAGCCUCUGAAGUACGCCGUUGCCGUCCAUGACCACAGCACUGAGCACGUGCACAGUUUCAUCGGGAAGGAGCCCAGCGGCCUGCGCUUUAAUAAGCUCUUCCUGGAUGAAGAUGAUAAGCCUCACAACCCCAUGGUGAACGCUGGCGCCAUCGUGUGCACGUCACUGAUAAAGCAGAGUGCCAGCACCGCAGAGAAGUUCGACUACAUCAUGAACUAUCUGAAGAAAAUGUCUGGAAAUGAAUACGUCGGUUUCAGCAAUGCUACAUUCCAGUCGGAGCGUGAGUCAGGAGAUCGGAACUUUGCCAUCGGCUACUACCUCAAAGAAAAGAAGUGUUUCCCCGAAGGGACAGACAUGACCUCUGUACUGGACUUGUAUUUUCAACUCUGCUCCAUCGAAGUGACCUGUGAGAGCGCCAGCGUGAUGGCGGCCACCCUGGCUAACGGUGGAAUCUGUCCAAUCACGGGCGAGCGCGUGUUGAGCCCCGAGGCCGUGAGAAACACGCUGAGUCUGAUGCACUCGUGUGGGAUGUACGACUUCUCUGGACAGUUCGCCUUCCACGUGGGUCUACCAGCCAAGUCAGGUGUGUCUGGGGGGAUCCUGCUGGUCGUGCCUAAUGUGAUGGGUAUCAUGUGUUGGUCACCCCCGCUGGACAAGACGGGAAAUUCUGUGAGAGGAAUCCAGUUCUGCACGGAUCUCGUGGAUCUUUUCAACUUCCACAACUACGACAACCUGCGGCACUUCGCCAAGAAGUACGAUCCUCGCAGAGAAGGAGGGGAGCAGAGGGUCAAGUCCGUCAUCAACCUGCUGUUCGCGGCCUACACUGGAGAUGUGUCUGCCCUCAGGAGAUUUGCCCUUUCAUCCAUGGACAUGGAACAGAGGGAUUACGACAGUAGAACAGCGCUCCAUGUGGCAGCAGCUGAAGGACACAUCGAAGUGGUCCGGUUCCUCCUGGAUGCGUGUCGGGUGAAUCCUGUUCCCAGAGACCGAUGGGGCAACACCCCCAUGGACGAAGCCAUGCACUUUGGCCACCAUGAUGUGGUGGUUCUCCUGCAGGAGAACUCUGACAGGUACAGCCCCCCCACUGAGGCCAGUGAUAAGGACAGAGAUGAGAAGAGUCUGGACAGUCUUCUGUAAACCUGCUGGAAUCGCUUUGUUAGCACUUUGUUAGCACAUUGUUAGCACAUUGUUAGUACAUCGUUAGCACAUCGUUAGCAUCAAAACAGGACCUGGUUUUCCUCUUUUCUUUCUGAGCUCUGCUCUCUGGCUGUUCGUCAGAGCUCCACCUGCUGGAUGUAUUGAAGUGUUGGUCUAACAUAGUGGACAGUCUGCAGUACUGUACAUUCCUUAUAUAGAACAUUAGAAGUAGCUCUGUACUCUGUCGUCUGUGUACUGUACUGUACCUGCACUCGUCAUCUCCUAAACAUUUGGUUCAGUGCAGAAAAGGUCACCUGGUCUCCAAGUCACCUGGUCUCCUGACCUGCUGUUGCUUAUUUACAGACCGACCUGCAAAAAAUGUCUGUGCUACAACAGCUGCUUGUACAGUUAGUAGUUUAAAUGGGACGUCGUUAGCAGUAAUUAGAUGUAAUUGGUUUGAUAGGUUGCAUUUUGUGGGCAUUGAUAACGAAGUCUCCUUACUCGUGUAUCGCUGAGUCAAAAGUACUAGGAAAAAUGUAGGAAUUUAGGCUAGCUACUGACUCUUGACUGCAGAAUCUGCGAUAUCAAAUCUUAGCGUAGCGUGUUUUGGGGUUCUAACGUCUAGCCUGGAUAUCACUCUUGGGAUUUUGUCACCUUCUUGCAUGUUACAGAUGCUUUAGCAGUGCAUUAGCACUUAUCGUGUUAGCUUCAAGUGGUGUGCUACCAGUUUGUAUCAAAUAAGCAGAUUGGUAACUAUGCUAGCACCUAGCCUUAUAGCUGUGAGUGUUGGCUAGGUCAAACUGUCCUCAGUUUUACAACCACAGCGUUGAUCUCUCCUUGGUCUCUACAGCCAGUGAUAACAAUCGUGUGAGGUGCAUUACUGCCACCUAUUGGAUACAUUUUAUGGAGCUACAUUUUGCAUCAGUAGGAUGUUAAUUAGCAGGACCACGUGGGCUUCCCAUCACAUUUGGAAAAUUCCGAGAUAAAAUUCAGGAAAAACAAGGCUAAAUGAAAUCCUCCGUUGGAUGGCGUGACUUUUUUGCAGGCCAGUGUGGGUGUGGCGUACUACAAUACUUUACAUGCAGUACUCAGUGGCGUGUACUAAUUCAUAUACAGUAGAUAUUAAAGUGUGUUUUGUGGUUCCUGUGUUGAUGGAACAACGGUUUUCGUUUUUAACGUUGUACGUACGUAUAUUCUUCUGGUGUUUGUUUAUAUUACACACAAAGACCGACAAUAUAUAGAAACACAGUCGACAGGACACACGCGUAUGCUCUCACAUUCCAAGUAGCUUUUUAUUUUGGCUAUUGAAAAUUGAUGAGGUUAAUAAAAAUCAUCCAAUCACAUUCCUUCAGAUCAUUGAUUCACAGGUCGGUUUCCCGUCAACAGAUUCUUCUUAUUUAAAGAAAAGUCUGAAAUUGUAGAAGAAUGUAUAAUGGCUUUGUUUACAUUUCUGAAAAUAUGAAAUAUGAAUGUUUGUGAAUAAUUUCCUGUUUGCUUUUUCUCCCGGAAUCCCAAGAGCUUAUAGCUAAUCAGUAGGUACGUAACGAUGCAUGGUGGAUCGGCUAAAAAUCGAUACAAAUCUGUGACAAUUCACAUCGGUUGAACUAAAAAAUGUAUUUUCUUUUGUUGUUCCAUAUAUUGACAGUUAGUGAUUAGGAUUUUACAGAGUUCUUACAAAUAAAAGAUCUUUGGAUUUGGCCACAAUAUGUCUGGAGCACCUUUUGGUAAAUAAAUCGUAUUCUGAUUUAUUUA
Messenger RNA from Cynoglossus semilaevis (tongue sole), 3936 nucleotides. It is a transcript of the gene glsb, whose product is annotated as glutaminase b. Gene Ontology annotation, molecular function: glutaminase activity; protein binding. The record is from RefSeq and is a predicted model, not a curated record. The coding region runs from base 259 to 2184 and encodes 641 amino acids. The transcript is spliced from 18 exons. Gene Ontology annotation, biological process: L-glutamine catabolic process. Lineage: Eukaryota; Metazoa; Chordata; Actinopteri; Pleuronectiformes; Cynoglossidae.